Molecule: messenger RNA, 2108 nt
Organism: Carassius auratus (goldfish)
Lineage: Eukaryota; Metazoa; Chordata; Actinopteri; Cypriniformes; Cyprinidae
Product: prickle-like protein 1
Molecular function (GO): zinc ion binding
Source: RefSeq, a predicted model, not a curated record
GAGUUUUCCUCCAGUAACUGAGCUCUGGAGCGCUCGUGUUGACUGAUUCAGACGGCUGGAGUCUGACGCAGAAGCACAGGGGGAGUAUUGUGUCGUCUGGAUGGAUCCCCCUCCGGCUGUGAAUCACUCUCCACACGUCAGGAAUCUGAGAGACUUCAGGAUCAAAGCAGGGAAUGCUGAACGCUGCCAGAACAACUCCAGCGAUUGUGGAAAUGUGUCCAGCAGAAUCCAGAGGCACUCACCUGGAGCUUCAGGACAACAUUCAGUCCAGCCUCCAAAAUCACAGAGGAACGUCCAGUGUUUCACGUGCUCCACCUGAUUAUACGUAACAUCUCGAAAGAUUUCUGACGCUCUCGAGCCUCAAGGAGAAUUGACUGAGGACCAGACAAGGCUGUGGAUGAUCCUAGUAGAAAUAUUGUUAUAUAACUGCUGUCAAGAGGUCAAGGACGACUUUCUGAUGAAUUCCGGAGGGUUCCACGGCGCCAUCAGGCCGCUCGACAUGGAGCCGAAGGUCAACAAGCUCGCGUUCGGCUUCCAGCGCAGCUCCACCUCGGAUGACGACUCUGGCUGCGCCUUGGAGGAAUACGCAUGGGUGCCGCCGGGGCUUCGACCAGAGCAGGUCCAGCUGUACUUCUCCUGUCUACCUGAGGACAAAGUCCCUUAUGUGAACAGCCCCGGGGAGAAAUACCGCAUCAAACAGCUCCUGAACCAGCUCCCUCCUCAUGACAAUGAGGUGCGAUACUGCCAGUCUCUCAGCGAAGAAGAGAAGAAGGAGCUUCACAUGUUUAGCGUGCAGAGAAAGAAAGAGGCCCUCGGGCGAGGAACUCUGAAACUGCUGCCAAGGACGAUGCUUCAUGCGGCGUGUGAACACUGUGGAGAGAACGUCAGUGGAGGGGAGAUGGUGGUGUUUGCUUCACGGGCAGGACCUAGUCAGUGUUGGCACCCAGCGUGCUUCACAUGUUCCACCUGUAAUGAGCUCCUGGUUGAUCUCAUUUACUUCUACCAAGAUGGCAAGGUCCAUUGUGGACGGCAUCAUGCUGAAUUACUAAAGCCACGCUGUUCCUCUUGUGAUGAGAUAAUUUUUGCGGAUGAGUGCACGGAAGCAGAGGGUCGUCACUGGCAUAUGAAGCACUUUUCCUGCUUUGAAUGCGAGACCAUCCUGGGUGGUCAGCGGUACAUCAUGAAGGAUGGUCGGCCCUACUGCUGCGGUUGCUUCGAGUCUCUGUACGCGGAGUAUUGUGAGGCCUGCGGUGAACACAUCGGAGUGGACCAUGCCCAAAUGACGUAUGAUGGCCUUCAUUGGCACGCCACAGAUGCUUGUUUUAGCUGCGCUCAGUGCAAGGGCUCCUUGCUUGGGUGUCCCUUUCUACCCAAAGAAGGCAGGAUCUACUGUUCCAAGGCCUGCAGCCUUGGGGAGGACGUCCAUGCUUCAGAUUCUUCAGAUUCAGCUUUCCAAUCCGCAAGAUCUCGGGAAUCACGGCGCAGCGUGAAGAUGGGCAAAAGCAGUCGCUCUGCAGACCAGUGUCGACAGUCUCUUCUCUUUUCGCCCGCAGGCAACUACAAGUUCCCCGGACUCUCAGGGAACGCCGAUGACACCUUGUCCAACAAGCUGUCACAGCUAAGCUUCGCAGAUAACCACUUCUGGAGGAACAGGGAGGAGCAGGAAGCACCUGAGGACCAUGAGGAAUGGGCUGAGCACGAGGACUACAUGACCCAGCUCCUCCUCAAGUUUGGUGAACAUGGGAUGUUCCAGCAGCCGGACGACACCAGGCCGACUGACCUCUGGACGGCCGAUUCUGAGGGUAAAAAAAAGAUGGAGUCAAGGAUGCCAGGCAGUGGUGGAAUGGCAAUCCUGGCCAGUAAAAAAUACAAGGCAGACAUGUACUGGGCACAGUCCCAGGAUGGACUAGGUGACUCUGCGUACGGAAGCCACCCUGGACCUGCAAGCAAGAAGCUCCAGGAGCUCGAUUUGGAGCAUGGAGCCAGCUUUAAGCAUGAAGAUAAACAGUGGUUUAAUGACUCACUGGAGUGCAUCACAGAUGAACUGAAGCAAGCAGAGCAGAACAUCAGAGACUCGAUGGACUCCUUGGCACUCUCCAACAUCACAG